This is a messenger RNA of Lates calcarifer (barramundi perch), 647 nucleotides long. RefSeq lists its product as uncharacterized. Bases 6 to 647 code for a protein of 213 amino acids. The transcript has 4 exons. Gene Ontology annotation, biological process: defense response. Gene Ontology annotation, molecular function: cytokine receptor binding. NCBI's taxonomy places the organism in Eukaryota, Metazoa, Chordata, Actinopteri, Centropomidae. Gene Ontology annotation, cellular component: extracellular region. The record is from RefSeq and is a predicted model, not a curated record.
GUGUGAUGCAGGUGAAUAAUUCCACUAACAGCACUGAGGAUGCUGAAGUGGAGGACACUGUGGCCUUCCCUAAUGAUCUGUACAGCCAGGCGUCCAAAGCAUCAGCUGAGGAUAAACUUGGUUUCACAGUGCAGGUUCUGGAGGAGAUGGCCGUCCUGUUUGAGGAGGAUCACAGCGCUGCAUCAUGGGAGGAGAGCACAGUGAAGGACUUUGUCAACAUUGUGACCCAGCAGGCUGACGGCCUUCACUCCUGUACUGGGAGCCACAGCCACAAGAAGAAGAACAAGAAGCUGCACAUGUAUUUCAAGAGACUGUCAGGCCACGUCCUAGAACGAAUGGUAAGUCUAUCUAUCUAUCUAUGGACUCUAGGCACCUGCGCCUCUAGGUCUGGUGCUCAGAUCGCAUCUGAAGAUCAGAUGCGCAGAGGCCGAGUCGAGACCACGGGAAAUACAUUAGAUGGAUGUAUACGUCAUGGUCUGAUGCAUGGAUGGAUGCAUCCGACUCAGGUCCAGGGCUGCCGUGGCCUGCAGCCGGGACCCUGGCGUCUGACCACCAGUCACCCCGAGUCUCCUCCGGUGAAGGAGAGUGUACGAAGUAAACGCAGUGAAGAGGCUCUAGAUACCAUCUCGGUUUGUGAGAACUGGUGA